Molecule: messenger RNA, 595 nt
Organism: Oppiella nova
Lineage: Eukaryota; Metazoa; Arthropoda; Arachnida; Sarcoptiformes; Oppiidae
Source: the annotation of a GenBank genome assembly
GCAAUAAUUGUUGAUUGUCGAAACUACAAUCAAUAAGUCUAAACAUAAAAUUAUGAAUAAGUUUAUAGUGUUUGGGUUUAUUGCAGUCACUCUGCUCUGCCUCGUCUCUGGUGAGACUGGUAUCUGUUCGUGGUAUGGGGUAGGACUGGACGGUCAAUACACAGCGAGUGGUGAAAAAUAUUAUGGCAACUUAAUGACAGCCGCCCAUAAGACAUUGCCGUUUGGCACUCAUGUUAAGGCCACGUGUAAUGGCAAGUCUGUGACCGUUAAGAUCAAUGACCGGGGACCUUUUGUGGCCGGACGUAUACUGGACCUGAGCGUAGCAGCCGGUGCUGCCGUUGGUAUUAAGGACAGCGGUCUCUGUCAGUGUACUGUUGUCACGGUUUAGUCAAUAUUUUUUGACAAUAAGCUUAUUAUUAUUAAAGUUAAAACAAUAAAUUUGUAUUGUUUUACAUUGCGAGCUCACAAUUAAAACAAUUUAAAAUAAACAAAAUCAGUUGUAGAAAUAAAUUCUCUACGAAUAAAUUUAAUUUUGUAAAAUUUGUGAAUAAAAUCAAUUCAGAUUACAAAUAAAGAUGAUUUUACUUUUGGCCUC